Molecule: messenger RNA, 4441 nt
Organism: Pocillopora meandrina
Lineage: Eukaryota; Metazoa; Cnidaria; Anthozoa; Scleractinia; Pocilloporidae
Source: the annotation of a GenBank genome assembly
AAAAUUUAGCCUAAUUUGUUUUCCGCCUUCAAUUCUAUUCUGUGUCCUAUAGUCUUUGAAAAUGAAUUGCGCUAUUUUUAUUUUCUUCGUUUUUCCCGCUGCUCUUUCAGGUAAGUGUUCAUUUCGUUAAAACUCCUUUUCAGCGGCAUGUAAUUAGAAUGUACUUAGAAUUGUAAAACAGGAAAAUUCGGAAUUUCGCGUAAAUACCGUCUUAACUAACCAUAACUGAGUUCAUAACCAAUCUUGAAAUCUGCUGCACAUUCUUUAAUUUUGAAAAAGUUGGAAAUUGGUUAAAAAAGGGUAACACCUAAUGGGAAAGACGGGUCACUGGGGAGAAAAAAAUUUAUAGAAUAAAAGUAGGCACAUGAGGUUUGCCUCUCAUACUGUUUAUUAUCUCAGAGAACACGCUGCAAAAACUCAUAGUACUACCGGCCUAUUGUACUGCCUGCUGCGUUUUGAAAAAAAUUCGGUUUAAACAGCGUACAGUUAGUUUUCUUGAUCGUCAUAUUGGGUGGAGUUUAUUUGACUAAACUGGGACAUAAACUCCUCUACCUUCUUUUUUUUUAAAGCCUAUCACAAGCGAUAGUCGAAAGCGUUGAAAAAAAAUUUUGCAGUUUCCCUUUCUUCUUCUGGCCGCAUGUCCGUCGAUCUGUUUUUGACGAAAAAUUUCAGACCAGGCUAAAUAUGGUUAUAAAUAUGUCAUACUCUAGUUACAGGGAUUGAUUCCGGGAAAGACAUUCGAAGUAUACUUAAAAACUCGUCUUUCUCAAUUUAUUCACAGAAGAUGUCAUUCGGCUUGUACAGCCGCCUGAUGCAACGUACGUGGGCCAAGGUCGAGUGGAAGUACAGCACCAAGGGACCUGGGGCACAAUUUGUGAUGAUGAAUGGUCGUUUGAGGACGCUACAGUGGUGUGUGAGCAGAUGGGUUUCCUUAAAGCAAUUUAUCAGGCAAGGUUUUUGUUUAGUGAUCAUUACCAUUCACUAUACAUCGCCUGCGAGGGGGCAGGGGAGGGGGUAGAUCGAAGAAUAUGGGGGAUCAUAUGGUUUUCAGGGGGAGAACGGUGGGGGAACAGUCAUCGAUAACAGAGAUUAAAGGGAGGACUAAGGAAAACUAACGUUCAGUGAGUGGGAAUAAUUAGAAUGGGGAGGGAUCACGUAAAUUUUACUGCGACGGAACAAAAAUCCUGUGAUCCCCCAAGGCGAUGAAUAAUGAUUGGUUUCUUUUGAAAAAUCAAAAGUCUCUUAUCGUAGGUGCGUUUCCACACUUAAUUCAAUUGCAAUAAAUUGAUUCCGAGCUCGUUAGGCGUAGUUUGCAAUAGCUUAACACAAAUAUUCAUCCUACAGGCAAAGCGAGCAAAGUUUGGCCAAGGGACCGGACCCGUGUGGCUGAGUAAGAUGAUGUGCACAGGAAGGGAAAAGUCUCUUACAGACUGCCCCCAUCAGGGGUGGGGCGAGAACAGUUGUGGCCAUGAGCGGGAUGCCGGUGUCAGCUGCUUGCAAGAAGGUGAAGGAAACUCCUACGUCAUAACUUAAGUGAAUAUUUUUGUUCCUUUGGGGGACACAGGCAAAGAGAUUGCUCCUUAAGACGUGUCUAAAUAAGGAGAAAUAUAGAUAUUUUAAGAAAUAGUAAUUAGAAGUAGGCAUUCCACGGGGUAGCUCUUCCUGUCUUCUGUAUCCAGGUUGAAUGGUCGCUCAGUUAGUGUUAGUGCCCUCCGGGAAGGUGGGUUCCAACCCUGACGAUCGAAGCUGAAUUUUUUUUAGAGCUUCUUGUAACCAAUAUUUCCAAUUGUAUCUCAGCUGCGAGAAUUAUUUCUCUACCUAUAUAUCAUGUGCAGGUCAUUUUGUGACUUAUUGCACUUAGUUCUGAUUCAGUUUAUACAAUACUACACAUAUAACCUCCUGUAUGCUCACAUAUGAAAAGAGGAACUAAUCAUGAGGCCAAUAUUAACAGACCAUUACGCCGUGUUAUAGUCAGCACUAAAUAACACUAUUCUAUGAACACAAUAAAGCUGCCUCAUAUAACUUUUCUGUUCCUAUAAACUCAGGCCUUCCACAAAUCCUUGAGGUCGGGUGUUACCGUGACGCCCAAGAAGACAGGGCCUUAAACAACAUGUAUGCCUCCCUCCGAGGAAAUAUCGAUUGGCACAACUUACGAUCGCUGGUGACGAGGUGUGCAGAGCGUGCGUUCGAGCUUGGUUAUCGGUAUUUCGGGGUGCAGUUUUAUGGAGAGUGCUGGGGGGACGACCGCCCUCGGCCAACGUAUGAUAAACACGGUGCCGGUAAAGGUUGUACUGACGGUGAGUAUGAAGUUCGAGAGACGAUCAAGAGGAGAAGGAGUCUCCACGUGUAAGCCUUAAAAGAAUUUCAUUUGAGCGUCGAAGGUAAUCCGGGAUUGUUUGUUUGCCUUCAAUUCGCUCUGUGAUUGGUCCAGAAAACUCGCACCACCCUCUAAACCUAAAAAAUGCAACACUUAAACCAAUCACGAGUUGGUUGCUCGCGUUUUCCCGCGCUUUAGGUAAUUUGUUUGUUUUUACUUUGAGUUCUCAUUGGCUCUUAAAGGUAUUCUCCUUUCUCCUGAUUGGCCGUUGUGAUUACUUCGGUUUUGGUUUUACGACACUCGAUUGGAAAAAGCUCUGUUGUUGUUACCCUUGUUUAGGUUAUUCAAGGUCGCUGCCAUAUUUGGAGUUUCAAGAAGGAUCCAAAAAUCCUACGUUGCUCAUUUUGGUCACGUGGAAAUCUCAUAAGGCUUCUUUGCCGAGCACUUUUCUGUGCUACAGAUUAGACAGCUAAAAAUUAAUAAGUCAAAGGAGCAAAACCUAACUUUGCUUCUUACACAGCGUAGCACCUAUUAAGAUAUGAUUUAUAUGUACUCGUGCUCGCACAAUUGAAUGAUAAGGUCUUUAAUUCUCUAAAAGCCAUCUUUUCAUUUCCAUCAGCGUCACAGGCUCUGAUCAAUUCCGUCACGAUAUGUCGUUUGAGCUGAUGGGUAUUGUUGAAUCCAAGGAUGCUCAGUCACUUGAAAGAGCUUCCUUUAGCCUUCUUAACAGUCGUCAUUCAGGUUUUUCACCUACCACAUACCCUCUCCGGCGACAAAACAGCUUGAUCUGUCCCCAAUGUUGCUUGACCAGACUUAUCAACGAGUUAGGCGACGACUACCUCUGAAGGAACCACUCUAUUUAUCGCGUAGGGAGGGUCAGAAGACUCUUUUUUUUGAGGGAGGGGUGGGUCACAUGACUUUUAGGGGGAACAUAAGCGGAUCAGUCGUCGUUAACAGAGUAUAAAGGGGGGAAAUAGAGAAUGUACUGUCAAUUGACUACCAAUUUUUUUUGGGGGGGGGAUAUUAUCAUAAGAGUAUUACAGAGUCUUAUGGGGGAUCAGGUAAAUUUUAUCGUAACACAACCAAACUCCCCUGACCAACCCCCCCUCGGUGAUAGAUAAUAAACAGUCUCAAAGAGAGAUCUUCAUUUGACGAUGUAGGUGUUGGCGAUGAAAUUCACAACUUUGUUUAUCGUUUCGCACCGUGGCGGGACCUUGGCUGUUGGAGAGACACUGGUGAUGGUCGCACCAUGACAAUGCUGGAGAAUUUUCGGGGACAAAUCGACUGGUUCCACCUGGAGAAAACAGGUUUGUCAUAUUCAAAGUGGUUUGCCCAAAAUGACAGGUCAGUACGGGAAGGUGUUUGUGAUGGUGUAAUGAGAGAACGACUAGAGCGAAGAUUUUCGUGUUUAUCUUGGCAGCUUUUGAGAGAAGCAUACUGUCAUAGACAUGCGCACAAUGAUUCUUAUCGUCCUGAUGUAGUCUUAGAGAGUGAAACUGCAGACGUAAAAGUCUUAAGCGCUCCCUUCCCUUAUUGGAAUAGUAAACUUUUCAUAAUCUUGCAAAUACUUCGUUUUUUCAUUUUCACUUUAUUAGAUUUCAAAUGAAAGCGCAUAGAUAUGAACAGACAGAACUUAGAGCCAAACGCACAUGUUGUUAUAAGAUAACAAUUCACCCUUUGACUUCCAUAAAUUCCCCAAUAUCAAGCAGACAGGUGAUGACACUACGGAAAACUAUUUUGUUAAUUGAUUCAAUACCAAAUUCUCCGAACUAUCAUCAUAUUAAUUGUAUGGUAGACAUUAAGGAGAAUUACUAGUGAGAUCAUGGGAGUGACAGAGUUAAAAGGCAGGGGCAAUCUACUCUCUCGUCUUUUUUCCUGUUUCGUCAGUAAAUCAUUGAUCGUGCAUCGCUCUAAUUUUUUUUAUUUUUGCUUCUAAUUUCACUUGUAGUCGAGAAGUGUUACGAAGCUGCCAAAAAGAAAAACAAGAAAUACUUCGCCAUCCAGUUUUACGGCGAGUGUUGGGUGUCUGACACAGAAUCUUACAAGGUACACGGUCCGUCCACUAAUUGCUGGAACGGAGUCGGAAGGGACUAUGAUAACUACGUGUACGAGGUGCUUUUUUAA